AUGAGUACUAAAGAUGUACAAAUAUCUAAACAAAAAGGAGAUUCUAUCGUCUUAGUAGGAAAUGUACCUUCUGGUAUAAAGCAAAGAUUAUAUAAAGCUUCUAUCCUCCCAGAUCCUCAUCCAAUUUCCUUAUCUAGUCGAAAAACUAUCUUAGAUGAGGAUUCUUAUAUAUCAACAUUAGAUCAUAUUAUACGUAGAGAUUUUUAUCCUGAUCUAACAUAUAUGAGAUCAGCUUCAAGUGGAGUUUAUAAUGUAGUCGAUAGUGCUCCAGGAACUUUAGCUAUCAACGAUCCUUUGUACAAGAUACCUGAUUGUAAUCUUACAGAAUUUCAGAAUCAUAACUUUGUUAUUAAAAAUAAUAAUAAAUACAUAAAAGUUAAUCCAAAUAUGUCCUUAGAUGACUUUCAUUCUCGCUUUACUAGCCAAGAUAAUACAUCUUUUAAAACUAUAAUUGCAAAUGAUAAGGCUAAUCUAACAGCUAGUGAGAGUUGGGUUGAAGAAUCCAGUAGAAAUUAUAAUAUUAAUAGAGAAUUAAAAAUGAUUAAAGUGGAAUCAAAUGAACUUGAAGAUUGCAUAUUAUCAACAAGAAGUGAACCUAGAAAUACUCUAAUGUUUACUCCACAUACAGAAGUUAGCCUAAAUAAUAAUCAAUUGAAAUCUCAAGGGGAUAUAAAUAUAUCGAAUACUAGAUAUCAUUACUUAAGUAAUUUUGCUUUAGAUAAUAGACUAGCUAUUCAGAGUAAUGAGAAAAUAAAACAAAAAAAUAUGAGUGAGUUAGUGACUUUUAAUGAUAUUGUAUAUAGUCAAGAUCAGUUACAAAUGAGUCAAUAUCUGGACAAUAUAACUUUUGAAAUUCCAGAUAUCCCAAUGAAUGAAAGGAUAACUAGACAACUUAUUUCAUCAUCGAAUAAAAAGAAAGCAUUGACUUAUAAAACAAAAUCUGAAACGAAGUUUAAGAUUGGAUCAAAUACAUCAUCUUAUUCACAAAGUACUGCAAAAUCCUCAAAAUAUUUGUUAAGAAACUCACCUUUAGUUAAGAAUGUUUUGGAAAAAGCUGUAAGGGCAAAUGAAUUAGUAGAUCGACAACUCAGAGAAGCUUACUCUGGCAAAAGAAGAGGUACUAUAUCAAGAACAAGUAUUGGAUAA
Molecule: messenger RNA, 1146 nt
Organism: Cryptosporidium muris RN66
Lineage: Eukaryota; Apicomplexa; Conoidasida; Eucoccidiorida; Cryptosporidiidae
Exons: 1
Coding region: 1-1146 (381 amino acids)
Cellular component (GO): catalytic step 2 spliceosome
Source: RefSeq, a predicted model, not a curated record